UUUUUAAUUGUUGAAAGUAUUCGUUUAUUCUAAUCUAAUUGAAGACUUCUCCUAUUCCGAAAGGGAGAUCUCAUAGUAUCUAGGUCUUCCUUUAGUUUCUUUACCCUAUCGAGGAUAUGAGAUGUCUCUUGCUCUAAAUGAGAGCGGUAGGUCAUUGCUUGGGUAUCACUUGUUCUCAUCGGAGAUGAUACCUUGAGUUUGCAACUGUCAUAAUUUGCAAUUUCCUCCUCACCUUCUUCCUCUUUGGGGAAAUUGGAGAUAGACUGGGAGUAGCUUAGUCUUUGGAUAAAUGAGUCUGUUGAUUUGUACCUUUCUUUAAAACUUCGAGAAUUCUCUUUAUUCUGAAAACUCAGAGGGGUCCUUUCAAGUUGUUUACAGCCUUCCAAACUUGUCGGGAAAGGAGGUGUCUUCAUCUCAGAAUAAUCCUGAUGCCGAUUCCUUUUAGUAUUUUCUAUAUUACAAAUAUCCUUGAAGGCUUCGAUUGAGAUUGAGUCUUUAAUCCUAGUCUCAGUCUCAUCAUGGAUAUUGACAAGUUCUUCAGACAUGGAAUCAUUUGAUUCAUGCUUUUCUUUACUUCAGAAAGAAAGGUGGGUUUCGAAGUUGUCUUUCUGGACCAACCACUUACAUGAGGCUCACUCGAGUCUUUCAACAUUGGCUAAUUUCUCACAUAGUCACUCAUUCUUCUCCUUUUCAGCCUUCAAUUCUUUGACUUCUUUGAUUAAGUUGGUGAACUUGUGCUCUUUCUGGUUCAAUUUCUCGAGAUUUAAGUUGAGCUUAUCAAACUUUUUGACAAUGUCUUCAUGAUCGUUCAUGCUCAUGGACCUUGUUUCAAAGGAUUUCUUUUCCUGGAGCACCUUACUACUAUUAAUUUUCUUAGCCUUAGUCAUUCUCUUGGGAGAUUUUUGUGUGGGACUUUUACAGCCUGAUGUCUUUUUCUUCUUACUGUUCUUAUUACUCUGCUUACACAUCCUCUUAGAAUGUUUUCCUGAAAGUUCUAAUUUCUGUAACUGACCUCUAAUAGUAGUUCACUCAGGCAACAGAUCACUGGGGUUCUGGUUGCGCAUCAACUUCUGAAGACUGAUUGUGCUACCUUUGGGGAGCUUCAAGUUCCUAGAAGCUUUGCAGUGAUUGCCUUCUUUGCAGAUAAAGAAAUUUCUUAUAUCGAUAAUUCCUUCUGAGGGCUUUUUACUAAGAUUUUAUUUUUAUUUAAUUUUAGCUGUCUUCUUACUUGCCUUGGCGAGUUUGGCUUCUUUGGAGGCUGGCUUCUCUUUGACUGGGGAUUUAGAGACCCUCGGCGAGGAAUGCUUUGUAUUUAUCUUUUUAAUUAUUUGUUUGAGCUGAGCGAUUUCGGAUUUUAAUUUUAGUUCUUUCUCUUUUAGGAGUAAUAUGGUCUCCUCGUAACUUUUGUUUUGAGAUUGUAAGUGUAAGGCAACCUUAUCUUGUGAACAUCUAAGGUCCAUCGUCUGGAACUGAAUGUCAUCUAGUUUAGACUUUAGAGUAUUUUCGGCUUCUCGGUGACGAAGCUUAAUUUUAUCAAUUUCUAUAUUAUGCUCUUCUAUAACUUUUUCACGCUCUUUUAAGAUUUGUUUUAAUUUUUCGAUUUCUUCGUUAUUUUUGGUCAAUUUUUCUCUCAUUCUCAAUCUUGAUUUCAGAAAUUUGUUCAAGAUGUAUAACCCUUUCCUUCAUCUGUUUUUCAUCUCUCUGAGUAUCCUUCAGAGCCAGAAGAGAUAAUGAACGCUCAUAAGUUUCUCUGAGAUUGUAAUCUUCGUUAUUAUUUUUCAUUUAUUUGGUCCUCAAGAAGACCAAUCUUUUGCUGGAGGAUAGCGUUCUCUUUUUUAAGGAUAUUUUCUACCUCCUUGCAUUCUUUAUUACCACAUUUACAGUCUGCUGACUUUA
Moneuplotes crassus is the source of this 1896-nucleotide messenger RNA. The record is from the annotation of a GenBank genome assembly. Lineage: Eukaryota; Ciliophora; Spirotrichea; Euplotida; Euplotidae.